UAGCUGUAUUUGAGGCAUAUAUGCAAAAACCACAGGAUCAUGCAUUUGCAGCUUAAAAGAAAAGCCUUGCUAUGCUGAGUACCAGGUUUUGUAAACCACAUCACACGAUAUGAAGUAACACUUUGAUAUUGUCGACUCCCAAGCCAAAAUAUGUCCCUUCCUAAGCGGUACUGUAGCAGUGAUUGUCAGGUUAUUCUUUUUUGCUAUGCGGGACUAGAUAUCACGAGAGUGUGGGUAGGCUUGCACAUGGUGUCUUUUUUUAGUAUGUCACAGAGCACUAUAAGUCAAGCACUGCACUUUGUGUGUACUACUAAUGUAAAUGUUGUGGUAUGUAUAAUAUGUUCAAAUCCUAAUGACACCAGCAAUAUACUUAAACUAUCUUAUUUUUCGUAGGUAAAUGUAAUUAAUAGCAGAAUAUAUACUUUUAAUGACUUUUUUGCUAACUUUAGAAUGAUAUUUCCAACAAUUCUGGUCUUCUACAUGACAAUCUCCAUUCUAAUUGUGGAAUUAAUCGUUCUGGUUUCGUUUAUGGAUCGGCCAACGCUGUUCUGUGGUUCUCCUGACCUAAUAGAGAGUCUACAAUCGUCAACAGAUUUCUGUAAAAUUAAUGGCAUAAUAGAGACAUAUGCCAUCAUUCAUCUCGCUCUGUGGUGGAUAUUCAACAUCUGUGCAAUAUUCUGGAAAGUGCAGUUUCCAUUUCACUCCAGAUAUUAUGACCAGACUAAUAAAACCAGAUAUGUUCACAUCGCAUGCUUGGUUGCAGCCAUUAUACUCCCUGUCUACGCUCCUCUUGCCAUUGCCCUCAAUGGAGGAUUCGUGAUCACCAGAUUUCCUCCUACCGGUUGCCUUGGAAGGGAUGUUGAUGCAAUCUUCUACACUGUUAUAGCUCCAACUACAGUCAUACUCUCAAUUGGAACAACCUUGUUGCUUUUGAUACUCUGGAGAAUAAGACAGCACAUGCGCAGUCAUAUCUUCGCAGGUCAACAAACAAAGUGCUGUUAAGUCCAGCAGAGCGAAAAAUUUUAGUGGUUUUUCUGUACUACCUUUUCUUUGGAGUAGUUCAACUUUCAACAUUCUCCCUCAGUAUUAAAGAUAUUGAUCAAAAUAUCAGGGCCCUAGGUAGUUAUUUCCAGUGUCAACGAUCUGGUGUCGAUCAGUCCUGCUCUCUAGAUGCAAAGAUUUAUCAACUAUUGGGCACUUUUUUCUUUAUUGUCCUUCUUCUCCUUCCCGUCAUUAACUUGUACUUCGCUAUAAAACUCAGGAGUGUUUACUUUCUGUUCAAUUUUUGUAAAAAUUAUAGACUGACUCUGUUUCACAGCAACACUGCUUCUACCUCUGUAUCAUCAUAACUUAACAGUAAUUAUUGGAACACUGAUUCAAAAGUCUUUUUAAAAGUUGUCUUUGUUGUUAAGAAUUAUGUUUACUAUGUCAGUCUUGCAAGUAAAAGACACCCAAACAAUAGGCAUGCAUAUGCCAAGUUUACA
This is a messenger RNA of Geodia barretti, 1484 nucleotides long. The record is from the annotation of a GenBank genome assembly. NCBI's taxonomy places the organism in Eukaryota, Metazoa, Porifera, Demospongiae, Tetractinellida, Geodiidae.